AUGGAAGCAGAAGAGAUGAUUAAACAAAUGGAAGCAGUACACAAGCAAGUACGAGACAAUUUGGAGACCACCAACUCAAAGUAUAAGCAACAAGCAGACAAAAACCUGAAGAUGAGGCAGCCUAUCAAGGAGGGGGAUCUAGUGUGGGUGUACCUCAGAAAGGAAAGAUUCCCACACCUCAGAAAGAACAAGCUCAUGCCAAGAGCCAUAGGUCCUUUUCCAGUGACAAAGCAGUUUGGCAAAAAUGCAUUUGAAGUCCAACUACCAGCCGAGUACAACAUCUCCCAUACCUUCAACAUAGGAGACCUAACCCUACAUAAACCUGGACAAGAAUUGAGGACAAUUCUCUCCCAAGAGGGAGGAGUUGAUACAAAUAUAGUAUCAAGGGUUAAGACUCCUACAAGGGACAUGCAUAGACAAGACAGUACAUUGGACUUGGCAUCUACGCCAAAUGCACGUGGGACACAAGGGACUCCCGUGGAUACUCCUCAACAAUCACUCAUGGACCCAAGAACAAGUGACCAAGGCAAGGAAGCCCAAUACACCACGAAAAUCAGCAUCAAGGACACAACAGAACAGACAGGACCCAAAAACAAAGGAACAGAGCUAUCUGUCAAACAACUAACCUUAGUGAACCGCCUGAGUUCAGACCGGAGGUACUUGGACCAGGAAGGAGGGUGGAAUGGCAUCUCACCACAUGGGCCAAGCCACCAAGGGCCAAGGGUUUUACUAAUAGUGCACCAGGAAGACGGUGGAACAAGAUAA
This is a messenger RNA of Amaranthus tricolor (Joseph's coat), 765 nucleotides long. RefSeq lists its product as uncharacterized. The transcript has a single exon. Lineage: Eukaryota; Viridiplantae; Streptophyta; Magnoliopsida; Caryophyllales; Amaranthaceae. Bases 1 to 765 code for a protein of 254 amino acids. The record is from RefSeq and is a predicted model, not a curated record.